Molecule: messenger RNA, 847 nt
Organism: Pneumocystis carinii B80
Lineage: Eukaryota; Fungi; Ascomycota; Pneumocystomycetes; Pneumocystales; Pneumocystaceae
Exons: 3
Coding region: 45-803 (252 amino acids)
Cellular component (GO): nucleolus; small-subunit processome
Molecular function (GO): small ribosomal subunit rRNA binding
Source: RefSeq, a predicted model, not a curated record
UCAUAUUUUUAUACUUCGAAUUUUUCAAUUUCAAAAAUUAUUAAAUGAGACAAAAACGCUUAAAAUCAUAUAAAAAAUGGAUGAGAAUAUAUAAAAUAGACUUUGGAUUUAGAGAACCUUAUCAAACAUUAAUUGACGCUGAUUAUUUACAAGAUUCUGUAAAAUACAAAAUGGAUUUAAUAAAAUUACUUGAACGUAUCCUUCAAGGAAAAGUAAAACCAAUGAUUACUCAAUGUUGUAUACAAAAAUUAUAUGAAACUAAACAACAGAAUGUUAUUUCAAUAGCAAAAACUUAUGAAAGGCGACGAUGUAAUCAUAAAGAUAACCCUUUACUUCCUGAAGACUGUAUUUAUAGCAUUGUCAAUAUCAAUGGCAAAAACAAGCAUCGAUAUAUCGUUGCAACACAAUCUAUACAAAUUCGAGCAAAACUAAGAAAUAUUCCUGGUGUUCCACUCUUUUACAUUAACAGAUCAGUCGUUAUUCUUGAACCAUCAUCAUAUUCAACAAUUAAAGCUAAACAAACACUUGAACAAAAUAAACUUGGUCUUAAAAAAGAAGAAAGUGAAAAAAUCCUUGGUACAAAAAGAAAAUUAGAUAACGAUGAUUCUUCUUUGCCAAAGAAAAAACGAAAAGGUCCUAAAGAACCAAAUCCAUUAAGUGUUAAAAAAAAAAAAAUUAAACUAAUUCAAGAAAAACAAAUUUCUUCAAAUUUUUCAACAAAUAUAUUAUCAAAUCAUACUACAACUUUAUUCAAAAAAACAAGACGCCAUUCAAGAGGCAAAUCACAUAAAAAACUAUCUUAAAUCUAUAAAACAUUCAUCAUAAUCAUUUAUUCAAUCAUUCAAUC